AGAAGCUGCAAAAAAGAAACAAAGAAGAAAAAUGGCUAAGGAUGAACAUUAACACUGACAGAGUCAGUGUUCAUGAGUUCAUUGCCGCGUAUUUUCUUCUGUGUUCAGAAUCUAUUUUAGCUAUAACAUUGUAAAAGAGUUAUAUUUUGUCUUGGCUCCUCAAGAUUAUAUUAGCUUGCUCGCCGUGAACAAAGGGAUCGAGUGUGAGUGUAAAGUGUGAGAUUGUUUUGUGAAAAUGUGUAAAGUGCAAAUGCUGAGAGCGUUGCUGAAUCAGCGACUAAGUGCAGCCGUGGACGAAAUAUUUGUGGUGUUCCAAAGAACCAUAGCAGAGUACGAGGAGGAACUUUCUCGUACAAAAGCGGAGAAUGAGCGACAGCGUCAAAUUUUGGACGCAGUUUUCAAACCUCAAUUUGGACCAAACAGAACAGAUGCUGAAACAAUGGAUGACGGUGGUGGGUUUAGGCCCACAAAAAGUUCCAGUGAAGAUGAUCUUCUCCUUGAACAGCAGGAAUGGAGCACUGGGAUAGAGCAGGAGAACAUAGAGGCCGCUUGUGUCAAAGAGGAAGAAGAGGAGGCUGACAUCGGCAAGUUCCCAUUAACUGUUGUCCACGUGAAGAGUGAAGAUGAUGAAAUCGAGCUUCACUCCUCGCAACUUCAACACAGUCGAAGUGAAAAAAGACGAUCCCGAGCAGAAUGUCUCCUCGCGUCACGAUCAGACAGUGAUGAUGCGUUGUCACACUAUCCUGACACUGAGGAGCCAAAGGGUGAAGUCAGGUGUCAGACGAACAGUGGACACCUCAAAUGCACUGAUUGUGACAAAACCUUUAGUGACAACUCAACGUUGAAAAGACACAGGAGAUGUCACACCGGAGAAAAACCUUUUGCCUGCUCGCUUUGUGACAAAAAAUUCUCUCAGAGGGCAAGUUUGGUGGCGCACACAAGAACGCACACAGGAGAAAGACCUUACACAUGCUCCCUCUGCACUAAAAGUUUCCGUGAUAAUUCGGCAUUAGCUACACACAUGAGAACGCACACAGGCGAGAAACCUUUUACUUGCCUGUUUUGUGAUAAAAGAUUUGCUCAUAAAGGUCAUUUGAUAUCACACACAAGAACACAUACAGGGGAAAAGCCUUUCACCUGCUCGGUCUGCAACACAAGUUUUCGAGUACACUCAGUCAUGAUGAUACACAUGCGAACGCACACAGGAGAAAAACCCUUUGCCUGCUCAGUUUGUGGCAAAAGAUUCACACAGAAAGGAAGCUUGAUCAUACACACAAGAACGCACACUGGCGAGAGACCGUACACAUGCUCAGUCUGCAGCAAAAAUUUUCGGGUUCGUUCAGCUUUGGCAACACACAUGAAGACACACACUGGGGAGAAAGUUUUCGGGUGCAGUGUGUGCAAUAAAAGAUUUACUCAUAAGUUUCAGGUUGACAGACACAAAUGUACUGGGGAGAACAGCAGCAGUCAAUGAAGGGCUCGAAAUAAACCAAAGACUUGAAGCCUCUUUCAAGUGGCAAUCAGCAUUGACACUUUUCAUGCAGAAAACGGCAAAACAAAACAUAGUCAUAAAGAUGAAGCACUGCUGCGAAUUGCGAAAAAACAAGAGUAAUUGACACAUUUGGCAAAACGUAUUCUUGGUUGAAACUGUAUACAUACUUCAAACUAGGACCCCAGAACACUAUGACCACAUUAAACUCAUAUUACCCUUUAAAGGAAAUAGAUUACAAAUUAUUUGAUUUUAAAAAGAUGCACCUGUAUGUGCAGGUGGUGGGUUGAAGACUGAUAACUUCUUUUGCUACCAAGCCAGAUAAAAUGUAACUCCUCCCCAACCUACAGAGCUUGUCUUUGAAUCAAGAUGUAUCACUUGAAUUUACUUCCUUGACACCAACAUACCACUUUCCUGUUUAGGCUUUAGUGUCAUUUUGUAGCAUUUUGAGACCUCUAAGAAAAUUGGCUGUAGUUUAGUGUUUUUGAGCAAAUGGCUGGGCAUUGGUUCCACAGAAUGCGAGUAGGUGAAUAUGUGAAUAAAGUCAACUGUAAAUAUGGAGAAAUUGCACUAUUUGCAAAAAAUGUGUGAUUUCGCGUGGGAUCUCGAUAUAUAUAUAUAUAAAAUUUUUGUUUGUGGUCACUGGUUGGUUCUUGCGUGUAACUUCUUUUGCAGCGCUUAUUUCAAAUGGUACUCUUCUGUUUGAAUAGCAGAUGUCACAUACAUGACUCACAAAAAGGGAUAUUUCAACAAUGAUCUGAAAUUUGAGGAUGAACUUAAAAAUCACUCUACUUGUACUUUACAGGUGAAACUAAUUUGACUUUCAACUUUUAAUGCACAUGGGCAACUGCUCUCUAUCUCAGUACUUUUUGCUCAAAUUGUCUAGCAAGGAGUUGAACGGCAAUAUUCACAACAGAUUCCACUGUCUUUGGAUCUUUAUUGCAACCUGCUGAUGACACCUUAACACUUUCAGUUCAGUGAACUUUUGAUUCUAUUUGAAGUAGUGCAAUGGAGAGGUAGUGUUUAUUAAUUGAACAGUUGUACAUGUGUGAAACUUUCAAGAAGGUCAAAUAAAGUUCACCUGCAAAGGUUAUUGUGUAUUUUCGGUUCAUCCUGCAAUUUCACAUGAAAGCUGAAUAUCCCAAACAUUUUGUGAGUAGUGUAUGUGUAUCAAAUUAAAUUCUCAAGAGACCUUCAAGUUUCAAGGAAGGUAGUGAGACAAAAACACGCGUGUGCGUGUAACACGUUAUCCGACAUGAUCCUGUUAACUUGCAUUAUAAUUCAACAUUAGAAGUGUGUUUAGCGUUUGAAAAGGAAAAUAGGCCAAUUCAGCCUAAUUAUUUUAUUAAAUCUCCCUUGAGAUAAUAAUGAUGCUAAUUUUAGUCCAGUAAUAAUACUAGUGGACAGUAGAAACAGUAUUCUAAGAGUUUGAUUUCAAUUUAAAAUAACCACUGAAAAUCUGUAUGUAGUUACUGGAGGAAAAUGUAAAUAAAUGCAGAUUGACUUCCA
Molecule: messenger RNA, 2998 nt
Organism: Syngnathoides biaculeatus (alligator pipefish)
Lineage: Eukaryota; Metazoa; Chordata; Actinopteri; Syngnathiformes; Syngnathidae
Product: zinc finger protein 771-like
Exons: 2
Coding region: 236-1474 (412 amino acids)
Biological process (GO): regulation of transcription by RNA polymerase II
Molecular function (GO): DNA-binding transcription factor activity; RNA polymerase II cis-regulatory region sequence-specific DNA binding
Source: RefSeq, a predicted model, not a curated record